Molecule: messenger RNA, 559 nt
Organism: Cottoperca gobio
Lineage: Eukaryota; Metazoa; Chordata; Actinopteri; Perciformes; Bovichtidae
Product: thioredoxin-like
Exons: 3
Coding region: 16-285 (89 amino acids)
Source: RefSeq, a predicted model, not a curated record
CAGAAACAUGUCCAUAUGUUGUCUCAUGAUCAUGUGGCAGCAGGUAUUCUGAGUUGUAGUAAUACUCAUAGGUUGACUUUCUUGCAGGCGCAGUCUACUAAUGCUGAGAACGUGAAUGUGGUUUUCCUGACGGUGGACGUGGAUAAAGCUUCAGAUGCGAGUGAAAAAUCCAAGGUUAACAGCAUGCCCACGUUCCACUUUUACAAGAAUGGAGUAAAGGUGGCAGAGUUCUCUGGCUCCGACAAAGAUGCACUGUUGGAGAAACUGAAAUCUUUGAGGACAUAAAGCGCCACAAACGCAUCCUCAUUGUAUAAAAGCCGCUGUUUCCCUCUGUACAUGCUUGAGAAAUUCCUGUUUCAUGUUGUGUACUAUAACAAUCAACUUUUCUAUUUCACACCGCAAAUAAUUGAUUUCAUGUAUGUCUUAACUGGCUGAAAUGUAAUCAAAACCUGUCGACCACUUUUAAUUCUGUUUUUGUACGAGAUUGGCUUUGCUCCUGAACUUUCUUUGCAUGUUGUGUUCAAGGUGGAUUUAAUAAAUAAACAAUGAGUUACAGGCA